AAAAUAAAGUUGGAAUUUUUUCGAAUUAAAAAAAUUGUGUGAUGUAAAGUUACAAUUACAGAGUUGCAAUUAUGAGAUAUAAAUUCGCAAUUUAAUUUGUGGGAUAAAGUCAUAAGUAGAAAUUACAAGAAAUAAAUGAGCAAUUUCGUGACAAAUAAACUCACAAGAAUUAAAUUUGCAAUCUCAAAAAAUAAAGUUCUCAAUUGUGGGAUGGGAAGUUGCAAUUGUAAAAUACGAAGUUUUUCUGUCGUAAAUGAACUUUCAUAUAAACCCAUGAGCUUUACAGUGAAAGCUUGAAAUAAUAGUUUACGUAUUUCUUUUAAUUUCAGUGUUUUUUUUUUUUUUUUUUUCUUUUAUGCUUCCUUAAAUAUUCCUCCCACACAUCUAAUUCUUUGGAAACGAGCCUCAUUACGGAUUAUCACCUGCUGUGUGAUUUCUAAGAGUUUGUGUUUAUGAAGUCUCCCAGGUUGUUGUUUAACAGACCCCUGUGCAGUGCCAGAUUAAGGCCCAAUAGGGGAAAGGCAAUGACGUAUGCUGUUAAAAGAAAAAGCUGUGAAUUCCAGGUCACUGUCUGUGGCAAUGUCUCGUGUCAGUGAGUUUGUUUAUAAUGCGCUUGCUUUUAUAACCUCAUAUGCAAAUUUGUUGCUAACUUGGCUCAUAAAUUGUAAAUAUAAGUGGAUCAGGUUAGAAAUGACCUGCAUGAGGCAUGACUGGUGGGAGUCUCUAAUCUUAAAGCUUAAUCUCCAUGGCCAUAAGGCUUUAUGACAUGCCCGGAAUGGACCAGUAACCGUGGAUGCGGAUGGCACCAGGGCAAAGAUUAAUCAGCGGCGCAUUAUUUAAAGGCCAUCAUAAGACAAAGUCCCUGAGUUGACUCCGUUUCGGCCACAGGAUGAGGCGGCUUAGAUGUUCUUGGAGCUCCUUGAAACCUAUAAUCAUCAUCAGCACGCCACUGGCUUUGCUACCCCUGCCACUGGUCAUCCGAACAAAGGAAGCAGAAUGUGCGUACAUCUUAAUAAUAAUGGCUGUAUACUGGAUGACAGAGGUCUUGCCUCUGUCUGUGACGGCACUUAUCCCAGCGCUGCUUUUCCCUCUUUUGGGGAUCAUGAAGUCUUCACAGGUUGCAGGGGUAUAUUUCAAAGACUUCCACUUGUUGCUUCUUGGUGUCAUCUGCCUAGCAACAUCCAUUGAGAAAUGGGGUCUUCACCGGAGAAUCGCCCUCAGAUUGGUGACUGGGCUUGGAGUCAAUCCUGGCAUGUUGAUGCUCGGGUUCAUGGUUGGCUGUGCUUUCCUCUCCAUGUGGCUAAGCAACACUUCAACUGUGGCGAUGGUAAUGCCAAUUGUGGAGGCAGUGAUCCAGCAGGUUUUGAAUGCAAGUGAAGAAGCCAGCAAAGACCACAAGGGGGCGUUAAAUGGCAUCUCCAACCCUGCUCUUCAGCUUGAAGAUAUUGAGGCACAGCAUGACCAAUCGGAGUCUGAGAAGAUAAAAAGUAUCGAAGCAGGCAUUAUGGAACAAAUUCAAACAGCUCCUGAGGAACCAGAAACUGUUGAACCGCCUCCACCGUAUAGUGGAAGGUACAGGACCCGUGAAGAUCACAUGAUGUGCAAAGGCUUGUCACUUUGCAUUGCCUACUCCUCAUCCAUUGGUGGGCUUACCACAUUAUCAGGAACAUCCACAAACCUCAUCUUUGCUGAAUAUAUCUAUCAGUACUACCCAGAUUGCACGGUCGUUAAUUUUGGGAACUGGUUCGUGCUUUGUCUUCCCAUCUGCAUAAUUAUGCUGAUUUUGUCAUGGAUAUUCCUGCACUGGAUGUACCUCGGAUCCAACUUCCGUGCCAGCCUGUGCUCCAGACAGCGAACCGAAAAGGAAAAAACCACUGCCAAAGUACUCCGGGAUCAGUACGAUUCACUGGGGCCCAUAAGCUGGCAGGAGAUUAUCACCUUGAUCAUCUUCACUCUGAUGGCAGUUUUGUGGUUUACAAGAAACCCAGGUUUCAUGCCUGGCUGGUCAUCACUGUUUCCCAAUUACCCAGGUUACGCUACGGAUGCCACUGUAGCGCUGUUGCUGGGUUUCACGUUCUUCAUCAUCCCCGGGCACAAACCAAGUGCAGAGCGCUAUGAGGCCUUGAUAACGUGGAAGGACUUCCAGGCCUGCAUGCCAUGGGAGAUCAGUCUACUUGUGGGUGGCGGUUUCGCUUUGGCUGAAGGCACAAAGAUUUCUGGUUUGUCGACUUGGGUUGCUGAAUUGCUGACUCCCUUGGGAAAUCUCCCUAUUUUAGCCACUGUCACCAUCGCCUGCCUUAUUGUCACCUCUAUCACAGAAGUUGCCAGCAAUGCUGCCACAAUGACAAUCUUUUUGCCUAUACUGGCUCCCUUGUCCGAGGCAAUUGGAGUCAACCCCUUGUACAUGCUGAUUCCCACGGCCCUAUGUGUGUCCUUUUCAUUCCUGCUUCCGGUUUCUAAUCCACCCAAUGCCAUUGUCUUCACAUAUGGUCAUCUGACAAGCAUGGACAUGGUAAAGGCAGGGCUGGGUGUAAACGUUAUAGGUGUUCUUACAGUCCUAUUAGCUCUUACAACAUGGGGAACACCUCUGCUCAACCUGGACACCUACCCAGACUGGGCACCGGUUGUAAACAGCACUGGAGUAUGACCAACACUGUGAAUAUUUCACAAAUGUGGACAUUUAGUUUUCAAAUUACAUGGACCCCUUGAUGUUGCCUGAAUUGGUGACAAUCCAAAUGUUUUACUCAUUUGGACCACAGCUUGGAUUAGGCAAUGCAACAGACUGAAAGCUGUUUUGAACAUCAUUGUUUAUAUGUUUUUGUAUUUUCAGCAUUUUAACAAUCGUUGGCUCAAGUCUGUGAUUCCUUAUGCCAUUAAGCUUUUUUGUGGGGUUCAAAGAGGAUGCUUUGGUGCAUAAUUCAACAGUGCAAUGUUUAUACAAAAUGUAUUAUAUUAAAGAUAUUUCUUUAGCUUUAAGCAGAGUUUGCAUGACAGGGUUAGUCCUGUCGGCUAACGUAGCACUUAAUGUUUUAUAUAAUUGUAUAUUUUUGUUAUACAGUAGCCUGUACAUAUGAGUAUAUUGUUAAAAUUACUGUACAUUGUGGACAAAAGAGAUUAAAGAGUAAGUAACAGACAAAAUUUUCUAGAAAGUAGACAGUCUCACUUUCAACAUUAGACACAAACUCGCACAUAACAGUGGCCAGAAAAUAAUAGCUAUUGAUUUUAGGUGAGUUACUCAGCUCAAAAGUGAGCAUUUCUAGCCAGUGCUUCUAUUGAGCUUCAAAGGCAUCAGUCAGAAUUAGAUAAUUUAACAAGUUUUGGUUUAAAUAACAUGAUACAUUUUGUUUUUUGUUUGUUUCCAUACUAGAAUUUUGUAUUUUAAAUGGAAACUCAACAUCUAAUUUGUUUGACAUCCAUUUUUCACACUGUAUGUGCUUUUUGUAAAAUAUUUCUUGUUACGACUAAAAGUGUGAGACGUUACUUUCUGUCUUGAGUGUUCUUUCUUUCACUGUUUUGGCAAGAAGAAAGCAUUUAAAUAAACACCCUAAACCAUUAACAGUCAUCAUAUUUUAGCAGGAACUCACACUGAUUUUAAUAAACAAUGCUUUGCAAUCUGUAUUAAU
Molecule: messenger RNA, 3623 nt
Organism: Labeo rohita (rohu)
Lineage: Eukaryota; Metazoa; Chordata; Actinopteri; Cypriniformes; Cyprinidae
Gene: slc13a1
Product: solute carrier family 13 member 1
Exons: 15
Coding region: 890-2647 (585 amino acids)
Biological process (GO): monoatomic anion transmembrane transport
Cellular component (GO): membrane
Molecular function (GO): sodium:sulfate symporter activity
Source: RefSeq, a predicted model, not a curated record